Chelmon rostratus (copperband butterflyfish) is the source of this 2870-nucleotide messenger RNA. Its product is annotated as neurogenic locus notch homolog protein 1. The record is from RefSeq and is a predicted model, not a curated record. Lineage: Eukaryota; Metazoa; Chordata; Actinopteri; Chaetodontiformes; Chaetodontidae. Gene Ontology annotation, molecular function: calcium ion binding. The coding region runs from base 147 to 2600 and encodes 817 amino acids. The transcript has 23 exons.
CACCGACACAGAGCUGGCUCGCGGCUGCAUGAGUCCGCAUCUGGAGAAGACAGGAAGCUCGUUUUGGCAUCUGGAUAACUCGCUGUCUCCGUCUCUCUCUCUAUCCCGGUUUAGAAGCGCGACUAGAUCUAACCCGGACUCAGGUGAUGACUCACCUCUGGGCCCUCCUGUCAGCCCUGCUGCUGGUUUCGUCUGUGGCUGAGCCUCUGAACAGCCCCGAGGACAAUGAAAACGAAGUCCUGAAACAGACAGAGGGGGAGCUCACCAAGAGCCAGACUCAGGUGAUGGAGAAUGCCAUUGGAAAUCUCAGUGAAACUACACCGAGCCACAUGCCUGCCACAUCGGCUUCCUUGACCACAGUUUCCCCGAGCUCCAGCCUUGCUCCCGGGUGUCCAGGAAACCAGGUGAUGCAGGAGAACAGCACAGGCUGUGGCUGUCCAUCUGGCAUGGCGAAGGGCGAUGACGACAGCUGUACCUGCCCUAUGGGCUUCAUUCUGGAGUCAGGCGCAGGCUGUAAAGAUGUUGAUGAGUGCGAACAACAGGGGCCAGGACCAUGCGGCCUCCAUGCCAGCUGCACUAACACCCCCGGCUCUUACUCGUGUAGCUGUCUCCGUGGUUACCUGAUGGGUGCUGGAGGGUGCCAGGACAUAGACGAGUGCGCUCUUGCUGCAGUGACGGGCCUGCAGGCCUGUCAGGGUAACGCCGAAUGCAGAAACAGCCCUGGCUCCUUCACCUGCUCGUGCCCCUCGGGAUAUGUAAUGGCUCUAAAUGGACAAAGCUGUGUAGAUGUAGACGAGUGCAGCUUCGAGGAGCUGUGUCGCCGUGAGCUGGGAAAUGUGUGCGUGAACACUCCUGGCAGCUUUGUGUGCCAGUGCCAGCCGGGCUUCAGAGCAGAGGCCCCUGCCUGCGUCGGUCCUGUGUGUCCAGACUACACCGUGUGUCAAGAUGUGGAUGAAUGUGCGGAGAGUCCUGCGGUGUGUGAUGGUCAGGGUGUGUGUGAGAACACGCUUGGGAGCUACAAGUGUGUUUGUCGACCAGGUUACCGGGGAAACGGCACACACUGUGAAGAUGAGAACGAAUGUGCGUCAGGUAGUCACGGGUGUGACAUCAACGCUCGCUGUGGUAACAUCAUUGGCUCUUAUUUCUGCCAGUGCUACCAGGGCUUCAAUGGAGAUGGACACGCUUGUUUUGAUGUUGAUGAAUGUGCUGUGAACAACGGACACUGUGAACACAACUGCUCCAACGAGUUGGGAGGGUACAGCUGCCAGUGUGCUUCAGGCUACCAGCUGGACCAGGAUGGACGCAACUGCACAGACGUGGAUGAGUGCUCAGCACUGAAUGGGACCUGUGAGCACAUUUGCGUCAACACUCAAGGAUCUUUCCAGUGCUCCUGCAGGCCUGGCUACCAGCUGCACAUUGAUGGCCACACCUGCGUGGACAUUGAUGAGUGUAAACUCCAGAACGGCGGAUGCUCUCACACCUGCAGCAACUCUCUAGGCGGACACUUUUGCCACUGCCCUCCUCCUCUGCUGCUGGACACAGACAACCUCACCUGCAGCAAUGUUACAUCCUGCAAGCUGAGAAAUGGUGGUUGUGAGCACCUCUGUACUGUGAGGGCUGAGGAGCAGGUCCAGUGUAGCUGUCGAGCAGGCUGGAAGCUGGGCAAAGACCUGAGGAGCUGCCUGGAUGUCAACGAGUGCGGGGACUUCACAAACGGAGGCUGUGAGCAGGUCUGCGCGAACCAUCCCGGUGGGUUCAACUGCACCUGCAGGGAAGGCUAUGAAGUACGAACUGACGACCUCACCAAGUGCCAGCCUGUGUGCGACCCUCCUUGUCACAACUACGGAGUGUGUGUGGCCCCAAACAGCUGUGACUGUCCUCCAGGCUACCCCGGACUGGGCUGCUCAGCCAUGUGCUCACCACCCUGCGCCCACGGGGGCACCUGCAUGCGCUGGAACAAGUGUCUGUGUCCUCCUGGCUGGACCGGAGCAGGCUGCCACACAGCGGUGUGUGAGCUGCCAUGUGCUAAUGGUGGUCGCUGUGUGGGGCCUGACACCUGCCAGUGUCCCUCUGACUACACCGGCCUCCAGUGCCUGUCACCCCUGUGCACUCCUGCCUGUCAAAAUGGGGGAAGAUGUGUGGACGUCAAUAAAUGCACAUGUGUCAGUGGAUGGCAAGGAGCUCGUUGCCAGAUUGAGCCUGUUCAGUGUCAGAAACCUUGUAAGAACGGUGGAGUGUGUGUGGGCCAUAACAGGUGCCGCUGUGCCACAGGAUUUACAGGAAGCGUCUGUGAAACAGCGGUGACCACCCCCUGUGUGCCCCCCUGCCAACACGGGGCCACUUGCAGUCCUCACAACACCUGUUCCUGUCCAGAGGGCACUGCAGGUCUGCGCUGUGAGAGACUGACGUGCCCAGUGGUCACCACAGUGGUCAGCAUGGCUCGAGCUGUGAGAAAGGCGUUUAGGGAAAGUUACGUGGACCGCUGUGGGCCCCUUGGAGUUCAGCUUUGCACUAAAUACAGGAUAAACCAGGCCCGUGUGUACCUGCAGGCCUACAGGGUGGGCUACAAAAUCCAGUGUCCAGCGAGGAAGGGCAGAUGAACGAUGCAGUAGACAUCCUCCUCGUCAUGAGGAAACAUCACCCAACAGACAACACGCUGGGCAGCAUCACGAGGCAGCACACGACAACUGAAAUGAGACGAGCUGUAAGCUGUUAAAUUAAGUUAGUGCUGAGUUUCACCGUUAAAUGUGUGUCAUAAAGGCUGUUUAUUUUAUCUGUGACAUACGUUGACAAUUAUCUUUACACAGCAAAAAUCCUUAGUAUGUGAAAUGUACAAUGUUUCAUUGUUUGUCAUGUUUGUGUAUGGCAGC